Malania oleifera is the source of this 1216-nucleotide messenger RNA. Its product is annotated as F-box protein SKIP24. The coding region runs from base 48 to 800 and encodes 250 amino acids. The record is from RefSeq and is a predicted model, not a curated record. The transcript is spliced from 5 exons. Gene Ontology annotation, molecular function: protein binding. NCBI's taxonomy places the organism in Eukaryota, Viridiplantae, Streptophyta, Magnoliopsida, Santalales, Ximeniaceae.
AUUCCCAAGUUUGUUCACCCGCAGGGGGGGUGGAGAGAGAGAGAGAGAUGUCUGUGCUACCAGACGAGCUCUGGAGACGAAUACUGGAGAUAGGGGUCACGGGUUUGAGUCUCGGCUACAAAGACCUCUGCUGCAUCUCCAUCUCUAGCCGACGCCUCCAUAGAUUGUCCACAGAAGACGUUUUCUGGUCCGCAUUACUCUCUUCCGACUUCCCGGAAAGCCAUCCUCCUUCUUCAUCAAACUACACCCCAUCUUCUUCCUCUUCUUCUUCUAAAUCCCUUUACAGAAUCAGGUUUGAGCGAGACCGAGCACGCAAACGUGCGGCCCAUCAUCGUGCAGUGCUUAGACUAGAAAGUCAAAUCGCUGAGCAUUCAAGAAGGGCUCAAGAGAUAGAGCUUCGGUCGGGGGAAGAGGUUGAGAAAUUGAAAGCAACGAUUGCGGAGUUAUCGAAUUUGCAGAGGGUUAGGCAAGCAUCCGUAUCUUUGAAUGUGUGGCAGCCAGAUGUUAUCCGGGACAGGCAAAAGCAGUUAGUUGAGCAGUGUGUUGUGCCAGUUGAAUCUCGGAUAAAUACACUUGAGAUGGAAAUUAAACUUUGUAGGCAGCUGAUUGCAGGACUUGAUAAGGCCCAUAGAGAAGAGAAACGAAGACUGCAGAAAGCAAAGGAGCAGUUAGCAUCCAUGAAUUAUCACCCCUUGCAAGAUAACAAGUUAACUACUAUUGUGGUUGAUGAACAUAACAUUAAGAGGAAGAAAUUGAAGAAAUGUGUUUUUGAGCAUGAGAAGCAGGCGAAGAUAUUGUAGAUUGGCUGCUGUUGGCGCUCUGGAUCAACGAGCUUGCAGUUCCAGUCUCCCCCUCUCAUCUCUGUUUAAUAUGGCCAUUGAGACUUCUGUCCACGACUGAGGUGACAAGCCCACUGUAGAUGCAUGGCAUUGGGGAAUGCACCAAGAUCCACCGUAGCAAAGGCACAAGGGAAGUAGAAUUGAGUUUGUUCGCUGAAAACUGAUAUUUUAGUGGGAAAUUAAUCCAUGUUUGGUUGUAAAAAAAAAAAAAAAAUAGUUUUUUGUUUUUUAUUUUAAAUUUCUAAAUAAUCACACAGAUAUCGCUUUAUUUUUCAAAUUUUCAAGAUUUAUGUAGAAAUGUAGAUGAAGUAAAACGAAAUGUUUUCAACUUUCUAAUACAAAUUCAAAAAUUUAUUUGAAAAGUUGAAAAUGAAAAA